Eruca vesicaria subsp. sativa (arugula) is the source of this 1671-nucleotide messenger RNA. The record is from the annotation of a GenBank genome assembly. Lineage: Eukaryota; Viridiplantae; Streptophyta; Magnoliopsida; Brassicales; Brassicaceae.
AUGACGAACUUAGUGAGAGAGAAGAAGAUCAAGACCAACGGGAUUUGGUUAAACGUAGCUGAGAAAGGAGACGAUGGAGGGCCUUUGGUUCUGUUACUCCAUGGCUUCCCUGAGACAUGGUUCUCAUGGCGUCACCAGAUCGAUUUCUUGUCGAGCCAUGGGUACCACGUGGUGGCUCCAGAUCUCAGAGGCUACGGUGACUCCGAUUUUGUUCCGAGGCACGAGUCUUACACUGUGAGCCACCUCGUCGCUGAUGUCAUUGGUUUGCUUGACCACUACGGCACUGCUCAGGCUUUUGUGGCUGGACAUGACUGGGGAUCAGUGAUAGGUUGGUCUUUAUGCUUGUUUAGACCAGACAGGGUCAAAGGUUUCAUAAGUCUCUCUGUUCCCUAUUCUCCAAGAGAUCCAAAUCUCAAACCUUCAGAGUUUUCCAAAACCAUUGGAGAUGGGUUAUAUACAUCUCUCAAACCUGGAAGAGCUGAGGCUGCAUUUGCCAAGCAUGAUUGUAAGACAGUUAUGAAAAAGUUCUUGCUAACAACGAGAACAGAUUUCAUGGUGGCCCCUCCUGGUACAGAGAUCAUUGAUGAUCUUGAGAUUCCUUCAAAGAUUCCAGAGUGGAUAAACGAAGAAGAGAUUCAGGUUUAUGCAGACAAGUUUCAGAAAACUGGAUUCACUGGCCCGUUGAAUUACUACAGAGCAAUGGAUCUGAACUGGGAGAUAAUGGCGCCAUGGCAAGGCUCCAAGAUCGUUGUUCCAACAAAGUUUAUCUUCGGAGACAAAGAUAUAGGAGCCAAUGAAACAAUGGAGUAUGUGAAGGGAGAUAUGUUCAAGAGUAUUGUACCUAAUCUUGAGGUUGUUGUUAUUGAGGAUGGUCAUCAUUUUAUACAGCAAGAAAAGUCUAAACAAGUCUCUGAGGAAAUUAUUUCCUUCUUCAACAAGUUACGCUCAACAGACUUUUCGUGUUCAGAUUUUCUAAAGAUGGAUCCGGAUGCAGUAAAGUCGACUCUCUCGAAUCUGGCUUUCGGAAAUGUAUUGGCCGCAGCUGCUAGAGAUUACAAAAAGGAAGUUCUUGCAAAUGAGAAGGCGCAAUCAUCAAAUCCUGUCAAUGAAGAGGUUGAUCUUGAUGAACUUAUGGAUGAUCCAGAGUUAGAAAAGUUGCACGCUGAUAGGAUUGCAGCACUCAAGAGAGAAGUUGAGAAGAGAGAAGCGUUCAAAAGACAAGGACAUGGUGAAUUUCGAGAGGUAAGCGAGGGAGACUUCUUGGGCGAAGUCACCAGGAGUGAGAAAGUCAUAUGUCAUUUCUACCACAAGGAGUUUUACCGCUGCAAGAUUAUGGACAAGCAUCUGAAGACUCUUGCGCCUAGACAUGUGGACACUAAGUUCAUUAAAGUGGACGCAGAGAAUGCUCCUUUCUUUGUCACGAAGCUAGCAAUAAAGACCUUGCCUUGCGUUUUGCUUUUCAGCAAGGGAAUCGCGGUAGAUAGGCUAGUUGGGUUCCAGGAUCUAGGCACAAAGGACGAUUUCACUACGACUAAGCUAGAGAAUGUUCUUAUUAGAAAAGGAAUGCUCAGCAAGAAGAAGAAAGAGGAAGAUGAUGAGGAUGCUGAAUACCAAGAGAGCAUAAGGCGUUCGGUUAGGUCUUCAGAGAAUCUGGACUCUGACUCUGACUGA